AUGCCUUCACGGGUAGGAUCUCCGCCUGACUCGGUGUUCGGCUUUGAACAAAUCGCCAAGAAGUACUUCUUGUCUUGUACUGCCGCGUUAGUUGCCGAAACAGUCACAUACCCUCUAGAUAUUACGAAAACACGAUUACAAAUUGCAAAAAAUAAACAUACUAAAGGAGGGAUGGUUCAAGUCACAUAUGACAUCAUAAAGAAAGAGGGAGCCAUGAGCUUAUGGACGGGAGUAGGACCGGCUAUCACUAGACACUAUAUUUACACAGGCAUACGAAUGGGAGCAUAUGAAUUACUUAGAGAUUCGGUGUACGAUAGAUCUACAGGAGCUUCGUUCCCGAUGUGGAAGUCCAUGGUCUGCGGAGCUUUAUCAGGGCUCAUCGCUCAGUUCGCAGCUAGUCCAACAGAUCUUAUUAAAGUUCAAAUGCAAAUGGAAGGGUUACGUAAACUACAGCAUCAACCUCUCCGAUAUACAGGAGCUUGGCAUUGUUUUACAAGCUUAUAUAGGACACAAGGCUUUUUUGGUUUGUGGUUAGGAUGGAUUCCGAACUGCCAACGAGCAGCUCUACUCAAUAUGGCUGAUAUAGCUACUUACGACUUUGCCAAACAUUAUUUUGUUGAUCAACUAGCCAUGAAGGAUAACUGGGUAACUCAUGCACUAGCUUCAUCAUGUGCAGGAUUAGCUGCUGCUAUUGUUUCUUUACCUUCCGAUGUUGUGAAAACAAGACUGAUGGAUCAAAUUAGACAUGAACUUGAUGCGAAGAUGGACCACAAGAAGAACACACAUGUCCAUCUUUACAAUGGCUGUAUCGAUUGCUUUGUCAAAAUCAUUAAGCACGAAGGAUUCUUCUCUCUAUACAAAGGCUUUAUACCUUCUUAUAUUAGAAUGGCUCCUUGGUCUCUAACCUUCUGGGUCUCGUAUGAAAAGAUAAGAACUCUAGUAGGCGCUCCAAGUUUUUAG
Molecule: messenger RNA, 960 nt
Organism: Auanema sp. JU1783
Lineage: Eukaryota; Metazoa; Nematoda; Chromadorea; Rhabditida; Rhabditidae
Source: the annotation of a GenBank genome assembly